CAAAUCUCAUUUCGAACCACACAUUCAAAACUAACUCUGAAGAACUGAACAGAGGAGAGACAGAGGAGGAGUGUGUGUGUGUGUGUGUGAGGACUGAGCAAGCAACAAAUGUCCAUAUCCAUGGCGUUAUUCUCUCCGCCGAUCUCUUCUCCACUUCUAAACCCUAACCCCAUCCCCAAGAUCUCGCUCUCUCUCCUCUCCACCAAGCGCCUCUCUCUCGUCUCCCUCACUCGAGCCUCCUCCGACAACGGUACGUCAACACCCGCUUCCUCCACAGUCUCUGCAACCACCGUGGAGGCUCCAAAGCCUGUAGAGGAAGUCUCAGUAAAAUCUCCGUCUGAAAACGGCGCCGUUGGAGGCGAAGAGACUGACUUGACGACCACCACGACGACUGAGAUCAAGUUCCAAGAUGCGAAGUGGGUUAAUGGAACGUGGGAUCUGAAACAGUUCGAGAAAGAAGGCAAAACAGAUUGGGACUCUGUUAUCGUUGCUGAGGCAAAGAGGAGAAAGUGGCUUGAAGAUAACCCGGAAACAACUACUAACGACGAGCCUGUCCUUUUCGAUACCUCCAUCAUUCCAUGGUGGGCAUGGAUGAAGAGAUACCAUCUACCCGAAGCUGAACUCCUCAACGGUCGUGCGGCGAUGGUAGGGUUCUUCAUGGCUUACUUUGUUGAUAGCCUUACCGGAGUAGGACUUGUUGAUCAGAUGGGAAACUUCUUCUGCAAAACACUCUUGUUUGUGGCUGUUGCCGGAGUUCUUUUCAUCCGCAAGAACGAAGAUUUAGACAAACUUAAGGGUCUGAUUGAAGAGACAACGUUAUAUGACAAGCAAUGGCAAGCGGCAUGGAAAGAGCCGGAAUCAUCAUCAUCAACGGUUUCUUCAAAGAAGUGAAGAAAAUUAAUGGCUUAUGUUUCCUCUUUUCUUAUGUGAUGUUUGUGAUGAUAAGUGAAAGUCCCAAGAUAAUUUCUUUAUUGUAUUACUGAUCUUGAGAUUGUAAUCUUUCUGGCUUUAGAAAUCUCUAUGAAGUAGUCCAUCCCAAAGAAAA
This is a messenger RNA of Raphanus sativus (radish), 1045 nucleotides long. Its product is annotated as light-harvesting complex-like protein 3 isotype 2, chloroplastic. The record is from RefSeq and is a predicted model, not a curated record. The transcript has 3 exons. Bases 109 to 891 code for a protein of 260 amino acids. NCBI's taxonomy places the organism in Eukaryota, Viridiplantae, Streptophyta, Magnoliopsida, Brassicales, Brassicaceae.